AUGUUUGACUCUCAUCAAUCACGUCUUCGUCACUUAGUACUCGAAUGUUGUAAGGCAAAGGGUGGUAUCGAAAUGACUUUUGUGAGUCUAGAGGCGACCAGUUCUCCCGUGUUUAUGAAACGUCGGUUUAUCCCUCUCGGACUUCGUGAGCCCGUACAUAAGGUGUUAGAGGAAAUCCUCAGAAAGGAAGUUCUGAUAACAUCCCGUGUCGCAGCCGAAAACUUUGUGCUCACACUGAAGAGUGCCAUUGCUUCUGUGAAUCCCAGUACAUUCGAUGAACUGGACAUAGGCGUUGAUAGCUUUCUGAUACAAUAUCGUAACGCAGUACAUUCAACUGCGGGGCGCAAGCCAGCAAAGCUGUUCAAGAGUCGAGCAGUUCUAACAAAUCUUCUACGUUUGGAGUCUGCGGAAGUCGCGUAUCAUCGUGGUAUCGAUUUGCGACCCUUCCGAGAUGUUUUACUGAACCAAAUAGGACAAAGAGCAAAUUGA
This is a messenger RNA of Echinostoma caproni, 489 nucleotides long. The record is from the annotation of a GenBank genome assembly. NCBI's taxonomy places the organism in Eukaryota, Metazoa, Platyhelminthes, Trematoda, Plagiorchiida, Echinostomatidae.